Molecule: messenger RNA, 626 nt
Organism: Microstroma glucosiphilum
Lineage: Eukaryota; Fungi; Basidiomycota; Exobasidiomycetes; Microstromatales; Microstromataceae
Exons: 2
Coding region: 81-539 (152 amino acids)
Source: RefSeq, a predicted model, not a curated record
CGCCCAUCACGCCUUUUUUUGUUUUUGCCGGCAGGGUAGCCGGUGGGGGGGGGAGGGCGGGCAAAAGCAACGAAAGCUGCAUGCCUCGCCCCUUUACCCUGCCACACGUACAGCUCCAGACAGCCCCACCCAGCUUGAAGAUCCCACACGCGACUUCUCAAGCGGCCAAAGGAGCAUCACGUACAGAAGGAGAAUCAGAAAAUGCAAAGAAGGUUUUCAUUCAUCCUCAGCCAAGCCAAGCCUUCAUCACCCGCCGGCCGAGUCGGCAUCACCAAGGGUCAGCCUCGGCACCAAUUCAACUGACGUCGACCGAGCAAGCCACACACUUCAUUGCCCUUUGGCCAUUGCAACCCCACCCACUCAUCUUGUGUCUGCCUGCCUGCCGUGUCUUCCGCCCAACUCUUUCCAGUCCCCCUUUCCGUUCCCCGCAACAGAGGAGGAAAGAGAGGGGGAGGGUAAAGGUGAUAUGUGCAAGUGAUCGAGCGGGGCGUCAAUCCAUUGAGCAUGGACAAAGGGAACAGGCGAGCGGGGGGGCGUAGAUUCAUGGGAGUGUGAGAGUGAAUGUCAAGCCUCGCCUUAUUCUCAUUCCCACUCCACAGUGGAUCCUUCCGCUCAAAAUCACUGCC